AUGUCCGACGUGUCCGUCCUCACCCCGAUUCUGGUGCUGAUAUUGUGCAUGGUGAUGGGCUUCCUGGCGCUGAGGGGGCGUCGAACUCAGACCGCCGUCGUAGACCGGGCCACUAAACCCUGGGUGGACGAGGAUCUGAGGGACGACAGCGAGGAGGCCCCAAACAGAGAGGACGGGGAUGAUGAGUGGGUGGACGUGAACGAGGAGAAAGAAGUCGCGCACAUCCCUUACUCACCUGAACGCCACCCAGAAGGGCAAAUGCUGCAAAGGUCGCAAGAUUUCUACGAGCUGAUGAGCCGGCGCAGGUCGGUCCGCUUCAUCAGCCCCGAGCCCGUCCCUCUGGACGUCAUCCGUAACGUCGUCCGCACCGCCGGUACGGCGCCGAGCGGCGCGCACACAGAGCCCUGGACUUUCGUGGUGGUCUCCGACCCGGACGUCAAGCACCGGAUCAGGUUGAUCGUGGAGGAAGAGGAGGAGGUCAACUACCGGCAGAGAAUGGGGGACAAGUGGGUCAGCGACUUGGCCCAGCUCAGGACAAACUGGAUCAAGGAGUACCUGGACGUGGCGCCGUACCUUAUCCUCAUCUUCAAACAGACGUACGGAAUCCUUCCAGACAAGAAGAAGAGGACGCACUACUACAAUGAAAUCAGCGUGUCCAUCGCUUGUGGCAUCCUGCUGGCCGCGCUGCAGAACGCGGGUCUGGUGACGGUGACGUCGACGCCGCUCAACUGCGGGCCCAAGCUGCGGCUGCUGCUGGAACGACCGGCCAACGAGAAGCUGCUCAUGUUGCUUCCUGUCGGCUACGCCGCCGAGGACGCCACCGUGCCCGACCUCGAGCGCAAACCGCUACGGGACAUCAUGGUGCACAUUUGA
Nerophis lumbriciformis (worm pipefish) is the source of this 873-nucleotide messenger RNA. The record is from RefSeq and is a predicted model, not a curated record. Lineage: Eukaryota; Metazoa; Chordata; Actinopteri; Syngnathiformes; Syngnathidae.